AAGGAAAAGAAGAGUGGGCUGCUGAAACUUCUAGCAGGAGCAUCAACAAAAAAGAAGUCGCGCUCCCCACCAUCUGUAUCCCCCACGCAUGACCCCCAGGCAGCCAUCGAAGGAGUCCUGCAAGGGGCAGUGGGACCUGAGCUCUCCUCCCUCUCCAGCCAUGGCAGGGCUGGCUCAUGCCCUAUCGAGAGUGAAAUGCAAGGAGCCAUGGGGCUGGAGCCUCUGCACAGGAAAACAGGUUCCUUGGAUUUGAAUUUUUCCAUCCCUUCUCCUGCCAGGCAACCCCUCUCUUCCAUGGCAGCUAUUCGGCCGGAGCCCAAGCCUUUGCCCCGGGAAAGGUACCGUGUUGUGGUUCCAUACCCGCCACAGAGCGAGGCCGAGAUCGAACUGAAGGAAGGUGACAUUGUGUUUGUGCACAAGAAACGGGAGGACGGCUGGUACAAAGGGACAUUGCAGAGGAACGGCAGGACGGGCCUCUUCCCCGGGAGCUUUGUUGAGAGCUUCUGAGGACAGCUCGCUGCUCUCUCAACUGGAGGAGCUUUCAGGGGAAACUGCAUAGCACAAGAAGAGACAGCAAAGAGAAACUGGACUGAUAACCACUGCCAUUUUUAUUUCCAAAGACUCCCCCCAGGCCCUUCAGUCUACAGCUCUGGAGUCACAGUGCCCCAUUGUGCUCCUGAGACCAUGUGCGGUGCAUACAGUGGUAUGUUGAAGUAGUGCCUUCCACCUGGAAUCACAGACUGAAAGGACGCCCAUCUGGACUGUACGUAACCUAAACUCCGGCUGUUAACCCUUUGUGUAAAUUAUAGAGAAGAUAUCUUUAAAAAAAAUUAAGAGGAAAGUUGUUAUAUUGCUGUAACUUAUUUGUCAGAGCUGCAGUGUUCUUAUUACUGGCCUAUGCAAGAUGGAUUUGAGAGUUCAAGGAGGUGUGCUAGGAAGCUCUUAAACUGGGAUUUUAUUAUUCCCGAGGGAAA
Molecule: messenger RNA, 974 nt
Organism: Nestor notabilis (Kea)
Lineage: Eukaryota; Metazoa; Chordata; Aves; Psittaciformes; Psittacidae
Product: SH3 domain-containing RING finger protein 3-like
Exons: 2
Molecular function (GO): protein binding
Source: RefSeq, a predicted model, not a curated record